Molecule: messenger RNA, 4270 nt
Organism: Bactrocera oleae (olive fruit fly)
Lineage: Eukaryota; Metazoa; Arthropoda; Insecta; Diptera; Tephritidae
Gene: vnd
Product: ventral nervous system defective
Biological process (GO): cell differentiation; regulation of transcription by RNA polymerase II
Cellular component (GO): nucleus
Molecular function (GO): RNA polymerase II cis-regulatory region sequence-specific DNA binding; DNA-binding transcription factor activity, RNA polymerase II-specific
Source: RefSeq, a predicted model, not a curated record
ACAAACAACAACAACAAAAGUCAUAAGUAGCACACAGUAGUGCCCUACUUAGCACCACAGACAAUGGUGGAACUCGAAAUUCCAACUCAACACUCAAGUACCCUCUCGGCUAUCUAAGCCGCUUCGUACAGAGCACACGACGAGUCGUGGUCACGAAGGCAACGACAGCAUAUUAGCCAUUGCAGUCGCACGCAUAGACAGCCUCUCGAGCACAAGGAUAAUUCACUCAUCACAACACGCACACAGGCACAAACACACGAGGCAAGCAAAAUAGACAACGAGUCGACUGGGCCGAGCCUGCGAGCGCUGCUACGGUGGUGGUUGCUGGUUGCUUUUUCCACUCCACUCCACUCUACUCUACUCUACUCGACUCGACUCGAUAACCGCUCCACCGCUCUCGACUGAAGUAUGCGUGCUUGUGUUGUAGUGUUUGUUGUUAUUGUGCGCGCAGGACAUGAGAAGCCACUUAGUAAAAUCGAUCGAAAAAGGAAACAAUUCAGCUGAAUGACUUUGUUGUUGCGCCGACCGAGUGAAUGAAGUUGCACAAAGGCUUGCCUGUUGGCCUGUCUGUCCGCAUACCUAUUUACUGCUCGAUGGCUGACGUUCUUCAUAAGACUCUCCACACGUGUUUGUGUGUGUGUAUUGGUGGUUGUUGAUGACUUUUGUUUGUUUGUUUGUAUGUGCAAUGCAUUGACUGCACUGCCGUUGGUUGGCCUGGGCUGCCGGGCCUAGCUGCCUGAACUGGGCUGAUGCGUUGGUUGGUCGACUGGCUGACUGGUUGUGGCUUCUUGGCAUACACGGCGACUCGUUAGUUGUUGAUGACACUUCAGUUUGAAAAGUGUACGCGGUCUCAAUUCGAGCAGCCAAAUUCGACUAGUACUCGAACUGAAGAGCAUGCCUAUUAACAGCUAGUACGCCCACUAAAAUCACGGAAUGUGAACGCGUGCAUAAAAACAGAGUUCGAAAAGCACAGAAACUGAUUUUGUUGAAAAACCAAGUGAAGUUACAUUAAGUCGUUAAAAGUUAUGUCAAGAAACAAUAAAAAAGUGUGUUUUUUAUGUAUGAAGCCCGGUCAAUGGACCAUAUUUAUCUAAAGUGUUCAUUAAACCAGUGAUCAUUUAAACAAAGAAAAGUUAAUUACACGCGCACCAACAGACGUCCUUGACUAAUCAAUCGUAGGCAAAAGUGUAUCAGCAGUUUACUAGACCUCAGCAAUCUUUUAAAGCUAAAACUUUUACAUAAAGAUUACUCUACUGCCGCAGCCGCGUACCGCCAACACCGUCAAAGUGGCUGAGAAACGCAAACGCACGCCGUCGCCGGUACGGCCAACGCGUUCACCACUGCACCGACGGAAAUCGCUUGAAUCGCUCUCCUCCAGCGCCGCCACACCACCACCCUCGCCCACCAAGCCGCGCAACAAUUUGCACACAGCGCGACGUACUUCUAGAACACCGACACCGCCCGCAUUACCGCCACCGCCGCGCACUUCCACACCCACACGCGCCACAUCGCCCACAGCGUCAGCGUGCACAACAAAGGAUCAAGUCGAUUCACCUAUACGUGCAGUGCCAAUGUAUAGCUCAGCGACUGUUACGCCCACCUCGAUCGCAGAUCAUUUACGUUUGCCCACAAAUGCUGCAGCGGCGGCGGCUUUCAGUUCCUUUCCUUCGUUGCACAGCAUGAGCAGUUUAAUGGUACCGUCCGCGGCUGCAGCUGCCGCAGCGGCGGCUCCUUUCCUGCCUUGGUCACCGAUACUGCUGCCACCAUGGGGACAUCCACUGCUGCCCGCGUUCUAUCCGGCGGCUUUGCGUAGCGCGUUACCGGGUCUCUUCGAUACGAAGGUGCCGCCUUCGCAACGCUCCUCCGGCUUUCACAUAUCGGACAUACUCAAUUUGGACGGCAGCGAGCUGAAGAAUGGCGUCGGGCCGCCACAUGCCGCUGCCGUUGGCCCACACAGCCAAACGGAUAUUAGUCAACAUGCGCAGCAGCAGCAUCAUUCUAGCCACCUGCCACAUCAUCUGCCUCAGCAUCACAACAACAAUAACACUAGCUUACAUAACAAUAAUAACAAUAGUAACAGCAAUGGUGAGGCUCACAGCGCACACUUAACACCACCGGCAUCCGUUUUGAGCGGCACCGGUUCCAGCAAUACCUUAACGGUACCCAACGAUGAUCAGCCAACACAACACUCCGCCGGCACCACACCAACACCAGCAGCUGUAGGUGGUGUCGUCAAUGGCACCGCUGCCAACGUACAGCCAGUCUCAGCACACCAUCAAAGCUCCGCGGCUGUGGCGGCGAAUGCUGCCUCAGCACAAGCAACCGCGCACCUGAUCGCUAGUCAUCACAAUGCCGUGGCCGCGGCAGCCGCAGCCGCUGCUGGACAAUAUUUGCCAAAGAACUUCACCAGUUUUAGUGAUGAAUUGUCGUCGUAUCACCAGAUGACGCACACAGUGUUGGCGCAUCCGGCGCGUAGCGCGUGGAUUAAGGAAAAUGAGCUUUAUGGCAUGCAACAGCCAGCCAGUCCUGACAGCACAUCACCACACACCUCGGAGGUCUCCUAUACCUACAUUGGCUCCAAUUGUCAAACCUCGCCAGCGCUCUCUGGCGAUUACAAAACCUACAGUCGUUCUGCCGAAAGCGAUGCGCUCUCCGUCGGCGAUGCAAAUUCGUUGCAUAUGCAAACCCAUCCCGGCUCCGCGGCACACCACCAGCUGCAUGCGCAUCACCAACAGCUCAACAAAAGCAUGCCAGGCAGUGGUGGCGGUGGCGGCGCAGGCGCGGAUAACACCAGCGCCGGCGGCUCGUCCUCUAAUCCGCACGACGACAGCCUCAUUGAGGAUGGCAUUGAAGAGGAUAUUUUGGAUGAUGAAAACGAUGAAGAAAAUGGUAAUGGCUCUGCCAAUGGUGCCGACGGCAUGCCAAAUAAGAAACGUAAAAGGCGCGUGCUCUUUACCAAAGCCCAAACCUAUGAAUUGGAACGACGUUUUCGCCAACAGCGUUACCUAUCGGCGCCGGAGCGCGAACAUCUCGCCAGUUUGAUACGUCUAACACCAACGCAAGUCAAAAUUUGGUUCCAAAAUCAUCGCUACAAGACGAAACGUGCACAAAAUGAAAAAGGCGUCUACGAGCAUCAUCCCGCCAUGCAUCCGCAUCAUGCGGCCGCGCUGCCCUCACCGCGACGCGUGGCCGUGCCGGUUUUGGUACGAAAUGGCAAACCAUGCUUGGCGGAUGGCACAAAACUGCCGCAGGAUUGCAUGACACAGCAAAUGCAAAAUGCGGCAGCAGCGCAUAAUUUGGUAAUGCAUGCAAAUGGCGCCGCGGCCUAUCAACAUGCGGCUGCAGUGGCAGCAGCGGGUUUACAUGCAGCGCAUGCGCACUCACAUCAGCGCCCAUGGUGGCCCUAAUAUUGUUGAGAGCUAGUGGAUCGGAUGUGGCGACGUGGCACUGGCGCUGGUGCAGUGUGAAAAUGACAACAGUAAAAACAGCAAUAACAAAAGCGUUUUGGGUGAUAAUUUUGUGAAAGCUUCAACGGAUGUAGACUUGAGCAUAUGACAGCUUUGUCAAGCGAACAUUCAAUUAUUGAAAGCUUCAUUUUAUGAAAGCUCGAAUUUUUGAAAGCUCAAAUUGGUGAAAGCUUAAAUUGAUGAAAGCUCAAAUUGGUGAAAGCUUCAAGUGUGAGCUUUCAUACACGCAAAGUAAAAUUGGCUGGAAAACAUUUUUUUGAGACAGCAGUUGAUAUUUUAACGGCACUACUCGAAUAUUGGACAAUAAUUUCAAAAGCACAGAAAAGUAAACAAAAACACAAAAUACACAAAAUUUUUAGUGUCGUAUUGGCAGUCGCUGUGGUGCAAUAAAAUUAGUAGAAAAAUGGUAUUACAUAAAAAAAAUUGAAGAAAAAGGCAAGCACCAUUUCGCAAAAGUGUAAAUAAAUUUAAAAAAAAAAAUUGUAAAUAUCAAUAAAAAUGUUUUCAUGUUAAAAAUAUGUUGUAAAUAACUUUAUUUGAAUAGUGUUAUAGGAAAAUAAAUGCAUUUUUAAAAAAACUUUUCAGACAAAAAACACAAAUUUUCCAAGGUUACGCUCAUUUCAAAAAUUUUCACGUCCAAAUUUACACUUUUGAGGUAAUUUUAUUAUUUUCACAUUAUGCGAAAACAAAAACGCAAGCUAUAAAAAAUAUUUUAAGCCAAAAGUAUAACAUAAACGUAGUUUAAAAUUGUAUAAAUUAAGUUAAAUCUUAAACAAAACAAAUAAAUAUAAAAAACGUUGAAU